CAAUCGGCGCCGUUCCCCCCAAGCGACCGCACGGCGGGCACGCGUUCGCGGCGCUCCGGGCACCUGGACGGCAGCGCCGAGCGGCCCCCGCCGCGGCGCCGGCGCGUCAGAACCCCAUCUCCCAAGUCCCCGACCCAAGCGGGAGACGAGACGGGACGCAACGCAACCCCACCAACGCGAGCCGCCCGCGAAUAUUCGCGGCACCCCGACCGGCCGGGCGCGUCCGCCUGCCCGCGGCCCCCCGGCGGGCGCCUCCUCCAGUAUUAUUUUACAACCCGGUUCGCGGGCGCGAGGGGACGCGCGGGCGGCGGCGAGCGAGUUCCAGCCGGUCCUCUGCGGCGGUGGAGACUAGCGGCUCACGCCCGCAAGCGCACCACCCAACCCAAACCCCGCCCCACCACACUCCCGAGAAUAGGCGAGCGGCUCGGCUGGUCCACGAACCCAGGAACCCCGGCCUGCGCCGCGCGUCCGUCGGGGGUCCUCCCUAAAUCCGGCCACGCCCGCCGGGGAGGGGGGCAGAGAGGCGACGGUUGAUCAGUCAGUCCGGGAUGGAGGAUGGACCGGCCCCGGAUGAAUAACUAGUUCUACUAGGUUUCCUUGGGGUCGCCUGCCUUCCCCCUUCGUUGCUGUUGGUGAGUUCGAUCUGGUCGACGGAUUAGAGCAACUUCGCCCGGCGGCUGUUCGUCCGUCGCCCGUAUCGCCGCGCUGCCGCCCGUUGGAGGCCGGCCUCCAUCCCGUCCCCUUUGGUCUCUGUUGCUCGGCGGUCUUCUUCUCCGCGUGCUCUGCUUCUGCUUGCGGAGGAUUGAGUGAAGCCGGACCAUGGCUGAGGUAGAAGACACGGUGGGCGCGCCGCCAACGACGACGACGACGGAGUCCGAAGGCACCACCACAGACGACGAGCAUCUCUCGCCGACCUGCGCCUGCGGCGGCAGGGGCCGGCGCGGAGGCCGCAUCAAGAUCCUCUGCAGCUUCGGCGGCCGCAUCGUGCCCCGCCCGCACGACGGCGCGCUCAAGUACGUCGGCGGGGAGACCCGCGUCCUCGCAGUGCCCCGAUCCAUCCCCUUCCGCGAGAUGAAGAAGAAGGUCGAGGAGAUGUUCAAGACGGAAGUGGCGGCCAUCAAGUACCAGCUCCUCUCCCUCGCCGAGGACCUCGACGUGCUCGUCUCCGUCACCUGCGACGAGGACCUGGUCCACAUGCUGGAGGAGUACGACCGCUUCGAGGCCAAGCGGUCGCCGACCGCGUCCCCGCGCUUCCGCGUCUACAUCUUCGCGCCGCAGCCCGCCGCGCCGCUCCUGUCGGCCGCCGCGCCCGCCCGCCAAGCCGGCCUGUCGCGCCUCCACCCGCAGCAUCACCACCAGCACCACCACCAGCACCACCACUUCCAGCCGGAGCCCUACGUGGCCACCGUGCCCGUCUCGCCGGACGGGAGCCCGCCGUUCCCGGCCCAGCCGCACGGCGCCGUCUCCGCGGGCAACUCGCCGCGCGCCAACGCCGUGUACGGCGCGGAGCCGCCCGCCGUCUUCGGCCUCGGGAUGCAGCGCGUGCGUAGCUCGCCGAACCUCGGCGCCCUGGACGCUGCGGCGCAGCACCUGCACCAGCACGCGGCGGACGGCGGCGGCGGCGGCGGCGGCGGCCGCGUGCCGGGCUACGUGGGCGGCUCGCCGAGCCACGCCGGCGGCGCGGGCCACCACCUGCUGCACUCGAACAGCUUCCACCAGUACCAGCACCAGUACGCGCCGGCGCCGGCGCCCGCGCCCGCGCCGCACCACGCCGGGCGGUACGACGCGCGCGGGUACGUCCGGGUGGGCAACUACCUGGCGCCGAUGGCGCCUCCUUCCCGGCCGGUCUCGAGGGGAGGGCUGGCGCCGCACAGCGAGAUGGUCACGCCGAAGAAGUCUGCCAUUGUAUGGGACUGACCUGGCCGGAAGUUCGCCGGAGACCGGAGGGAGCCUGCUGUAUCGAUUUUUUUUUUGCAUCAGUACGAGGGGCAGUGAGAUGAGUGGUACGAUGUACACUUGAGAUGUAAAUAGACGGUCGGAUGGAUGAAUGCACGCGGCCUUGUUUUACCUGUU
Molecule: messenger RNA, 2073 nt
Organism: Panicum hallii
Lineage: Eukaryota; Viridiplantae; Streptophyta; Magnoliopsida; Poales; Poaceae
Exons: 3
Coding region: 820-1917 (365 amino acids)
Molecular function (GO): protein binding
Source: RefSeq, a predicted model, not a curated record